This is a messenger RNA of Trichophyton rubrum CBS 118892, 909 nucleotides long. RefSeq lists its product as uncharacterized. Gene Ontology annotation, biological process: U4 snRNA 3'-end processing; poly(A)-dependent snoRNA 3'-end processing; rRNA catabolic process. Gene Ontology annotation, cellular component: nucleolus; cytoplasmic exosome (RNase complex); nuclear exosome (RNase complex). The record is from RefSeq and is a predicted model, not a curated record. NCBI's taxonomy places the organism in Eukaryota, Fungi, Ascomycota, Eurotiomycetes, Onygenales, Arthrodermataceae. Bases 1 to 909 code for a protein of 302 amino acids. The transcript is spliced from 2 exons.
AUGCCUCUUGACACGUCCACAACCUACCGUCUCACACGAUUGCGACUAGACGGACGACGAUGGAAUGAACUACGACUUCUUCAGGCCCAAAUAUCUACCAACCCAGCAAGCUCUGGCUCAUCGUACCUAUCAAUGGGCAAUACUGCGGUUCUUUGCACCGUACAUGGGCCCGCGGAGGGUAAACGCUCAGAAACAGCUGGCGCAGCUGGCGCAGUAAUAAAUGUCGUUGUCAAUUUAGCUGGAUUUGCGAAUGUGGACAGGAAAAAGAAGAGUGCUACUGGCAGUGGCGGAGGUGACAGGCAAGCCACAACGGAGCUAGCUAACUCGCUCCGGGAUGCCUUUCAACCACAUAUACACGCCCAUCUCUACCCACGCAGUACAAUUACGGUUCAUGUAUCGGUCCUUUCCUCGGACGGUUCCUUGCUCGCUGCGUGUCUGAAUGCAUGUACUCUCGCCUUGGUUGACGCCGGUAUCCCUAUGCCCGGCCUACUAUGUGCCUGCACAGUAGGAAUGAGCGGCCGUGCAUCUACCCCAGCAGUAACGGCUGAAUCCGCACAAAUAGGAGGAAUAAAAGAGAGCCUCGAUCCUCUGCUUGACAUCUCUGCUCCUGAAGAAGUCGAGUUGCCGUAUAUGACUGUCGCCAAUACAAAUCCUAUGCCAGACAUAACUGUUCCAAAGGAUGAGGAAGAUGAGGAAGAUGAUGAAUAUGAUGCCGAAAACGAGAACCAGAUGCUAUCAAUUGUGCAUAUGGAUUCGGGAGUGCAUGUGUCGUAUCUCGAGACCAUGUUUGCAGUUGGGAUCGACGGGUGCAAGCAAACAAGGGAAAUAUUAAACGGGGUACUGAAGGCAGCGGGGAAAAGAGUUUUGAUGGGAGAAGCUGCAUCCGGCCCAGAUUAUGACGAUGAGUGA